Messenger RNA from Chondrus crispus (carragheen), 795 nucleotides. RefSeq lists its product as hypothetical. The record is from RefSeq and is a predicted model, not a curated record. The transcript has a single exon. The coding region runs from base 1 to 795 and encodes 264 amino acids. Lineage: Eukaryota; Rhodophyta; Florideophyceae; Gigartinales; Gigartinaceae.
AUGGCGUACGUCGAUCUCGACGAGCUGCACUCCGGGCGGCUAGAAAACUGGCCCCUCUUCUCGUCGCGCACGGCGUGGUCGCUGCUCUCGCUGCUCCCCCGCGACCACAUGCUCAGCGAGCCGCGCGCGGGCCCCCUCCUCGCGCGCGUGCGCGACGCCGUGCACCGCGAGACCGGCGUGCGCCCCGCAGGCCCCGUCCGCCUGCUCACCAACCUCCGCGUGCUCGGCGUCGAGUUCAACCCCGUCAGCUUCUACUACGUCUUCAACGCCGCCGGCUCCGAGGUCGACACCCUCGUCGCAGAGGUCAGCAACUUCCCCUGGUUCGAGCAGCACAACUACGUCGUCGCCCCGCUCGAGGCGCUGCGGCAUGGUAAGGGACUGCGGAGGUUCGCCGGACAUCCGAAGGCGUUCCACGUGUCCCCGUUCAUGGACAUCGCGGGCGUGCGCUAUGAAUGGCUCGUCGGUGAGCCGGGGGACAGGCUGCAGGCACGCGUUCACCUCAAGGAAGCCGAGGAGGGGACGUUUUUGGCAUCGCUCGACGCGGAGAGAAUGCCGUGGUCCGUGCGCAACUUGGUCAUGAUGCAGGUUAUGUAUCCGUUGCACACGCUGUUCGUUAUGCUGGGCAUCUUGUACGAGGCGGGCAAACUAUUCAAGAGGGGGUUGACCUUCUUUCCGCAUCCUCACGGGACAGAGACGGCUCUGUCUAUUGCGGUGGCCAAAGUUGUGUUGUUUGGUAAUGCCGUCAUUGCUGCUUGGAAGGGACUCACGACGCGUCCUGCGGCUGCGCGGCGAUGA